Molecule: messenger RNA, 1603 nt
Organism: Myotis lucifugus (little brown bat)
Lineage: Eukaryota; Metazoa; Chordata; Mammalia; Chiroptera; Vespertilionidae
Gene: RHBDD3
Product: rhomboid domain containing 3
Exons: 6
Coding region: 303-1454 (383 amino acids)
Cellular component (GO): membrane
Molecular function (GO): protein binding; serine-type endopeptidase activity
Source: RefSeq, a predicted model, not a curated record
CGGCCGCCCGGUGCGGGAGGCGGGCCUGGUGGUGCACGGCCCCAUUUUAAGGACGCAGCGGCCCCCGGGUUCAGUCCCGGGUCUGUCUUUUCGGGGGGAGACUGUCACCCGUGCGCAGGCGGGGGAGGGGCUGUGAGGGUGCAGGAGGGGCUGCAGUGGGUCCCUUGGCUUCCUGGGUUCACCUCUGAGCCCAGCCUCACCCAGAGCCCUCGGCGGGAUGCCACGCCAGUGUUUUUCCUCCAGUGGACACAAAGCACCAUCACACAACCCCAAGACUGCCCUUGACCACCUUCAGCCAAGCUAUGUAUGACAGAGGCCCCCCUGGCCUACUGUCUCCAGCGCUGCCUCUUGCCUCCUCAGUCCUGAUGCUGCUCAUGAGCUGCCUGUGGCUGGUGGGGGCCGGUCCCAGCCUGGCCCUGGCCCCAGAGCUGCUGCUGGACCCCUGGCAGGCACACCGGCUGCUGACCCAUGCUCUGGGUCACACGGCCCUACCCAGCCUGCUCCUGAGUCUGCUGCUCCUGCCCGUGCUGGGCUGGCGGCAGGAGUACCACCUGGGCACGCUGCGGUUCCUGCACGCCUCCACCCUACUCGCCCUGGCUGCCGGGCUAAUGGCGGUGCUGCUGGCAGGCCUUGGGGUGUCCGCGGCAGCUGGUGGCUGCGGGUACAUGCCCGUCCACCUGGCCAUGCUAUCAGGGCAGGGGUACCACCCUAGAGGGCUCCAUGGGGCGGUGCCACCGUGGCUGUUGCCAUGGUUGCUGCUUGCCCUGACACCACUGCUCACCUCCGAGCCACCCUUCCUGCAGCUCUUCUGCGGCCUCCUGGCUGGCCUGGCCUAUGCAGCCGGGGCCUUCCAGUGGCUGGAGCCCUCUGAGCGGAGGCUGCGGGCGCUGCAGGGCUUCCUGUGCAGGGUCGUGGGGUGCUGGCCACUCCGGCUCCUUCCCGCCCCAGGCAGUGUGGCUGAGCUGCCUGUCACCCUUCCUGGAGUGAGGCUUUCUACCCCUGGACCUCCGUACGCGGCCUCGUCUAGUCUCUGGUCUCACAGCGAAGGCUCAGGCCCACUCCCACCAGGCCUGGGGCCUGUGCAGCCGAACUGGGAGGGCUCCUCAGAGGCUGGCCUGGCCUGGCCUGGGCCCAGCUUUCCUCCCGGCUCCCCGCUGUGGGCAGCCCUCGAUGAGCAGAUGCUGCAGGAGGGGAUCCAGGCCUCGCUCCUUGAGGGGCCAGCCCAGGUUCCCAGGAGCCCGCUCUGGCUGCCCAAGUCCUCCGUUUCCUCUCUACGGCUGCAGCAGCUGGAACGCAUGGGCUUCCCCAUGGAGCAGGCCGUGGUGGCGCUAGCAGCCACAGGUCGUGUGGAGGGUGCGGUGUCACUGCUGGUCAGCGGGGAGGUGGGCGCUGAGGCCCUGGUGACUCAGGGGAGGGGUGGGCUCGCCCACCCUGAGGGUCCUGGGCCCCCCUAGCAUAGGCCGGCCCUCAGGUGACAAGAGUCCUUGCCCAUGGCUGGUUACACGGAGUUCCAGCCCCAAGUACUAAGUCACGUGGGCGCAGGGAAGCCCCUCAGCGCCCUGCACUGUGUAGAAUAAAAACCGGUUCUUUUCAACCUGGACUC